Molecule: messenger RNA, 830 nt
Organism: Meleagris gallopavo (turkey)
Lineage: Eukaryota; Metazoa; Chordata; Aves; Galliformes; Phasianidae
Source: RefSeq, a predicted model, not a curated record
GCUGCUUCCCCACAGGUGUUCAACGCGCACUACAACCUCACCCGGCACAUGCCGGUGCACACGGGGGCUCGGCCGUUCGUGUGCAAGGUCUGCGGGAAGGGCUUCCGCCAAGCCAGCACCCUGUGCCGGCACAAAAUCAUCCACACGCAGGAGAAGCCCCACAAAUGCAACCAGUGUGGGAAGGCGUUCAACAGGAGCUCCACGCUCAACACCCACAUCCGCAUCCACGCCGGCUACAAACCCUUCGUCUGCGAGUUCUGCGGCAAGGGCUUCCACCAGAAAGGCAACUACAAGAACCACAAGCUGACCCAUAGCGGAGAGAAGCAGUACAAAUGCACCAUUUGCAACAAAGCCUUCCACCAGAUCUAUAACUUGACUUUCCACAUGCACACCCACAACGACAAGAAGCCCUUCACGUGCGUCACUUGCGGCAAAGGAUUUUGCAGAAACUUUGAUUUAAAGAAGCACGUCCGAAAGUUGCACGACAGCGUCUCCAGCGCUCCUCCGCCUCCACCCCGGGACCCAACGCGCAGCGGGCAGAGCUAAGGGCCGGCACAGCCAAGGGCCCGCACAGCUCCCGGACCGCCGCUACCCCUCCCAACUGCAGCCUUCGCUUCUCUGUCUCUUCCCCAGCGAGCUCAGCCGCCAGUAGCAAGCGACCUCGAGCUGCAGCUGUAUAUAAGAGGAAUCCUAUUUAACGGCGCUGCGGGCCAAGAGGGGCCGGGCCGGCUGCCUCCCCCCUGCCAGGACAGCGCUCUUUAUACGUGUCUGUAAAUCUCCAUUUUAAAUGUACGCUCGAAUAAGUGAGGAAUAUAUAUAUUAUAUAUAUA